AUGCUAAAGAGAGGGUCGACAAAGCCAUGCGACCUGGAUACCUAUGAGCUCGACUGGGAUGACCUAGGGAAGCUUGGCUUCUUCAGGAUGCAGCUACCUUCCAUGCCGCAGAAAGCUCCUUCUGCUUCUGAGCCUGCCCCGGCUCCAGCGAGCGCUCCCGCCCCGGGGCCGGUGGCCACGCAGGCAAAUCCCGCCGAGGAGUGGACCCUGGCGCGGUUGGAAAGAAAGGUCAUGGAGGAGGAGUCCUUCGAAAAGCGCCGCAAAAGCUCGUCGGCCAUGCGGGCACUUGAGGAGUGCUACGAGGACGCAGCAUGGGACAGCUUUGACGUGUCGGAGACCGCUGAGGUGGCUCCAGCACAGCCGAUGCCCCUGGAUGUCCAGGUCCCACAGGAGCUCCGAAGACCUAGCGAAGAGCGGCUCAAGCUGGGCGAAUCCAGACCAAGGGCUAAAGAGACGCCACCGCGAGGACCGCCGGCGAUGCGUCCGGGGCAGGCUCCGGCUGCGGGGCCACAGCGCAGAGUCCAGUGCCCUGCGCCGGGCGUUCCCGGAGGCCUCGCAAAGGCCUCAGCCAAGACACCAGGCCCUGGCCCACCUCCAGCAGUGAAGCACCAAAGCAUGCAGCACCCUGGAGCUGGACCACAGUCCAGAAUGCCAGCUCCGACGAAGUACCAGGCAAUGCCGCCGCCGAACCCGACACCCAAGGUGCCAGGUGCUAAGCCUUUGCCAGGCCCUCUUACAAAGGCUCCCCAGGCUGUGAUGAGACCACAGGCUCCGGGGCAGCCUCGGUUUGCCCCGGUUCAGCGACAAGUCGUUGCUCCACAGAUGGCCGUAUUGGGGGCAAUGAGGGCCGGGACCGUUCCGGCUCAUAACCUAGUGCCAGCACACCCACACGAAGCCCAGCCACAGCUUUCAACUUCGCAGCCAGAUGUCAGGCUCGUGCCACAACCAACCGCAUACUCCCAGACGCAACAGUUGCAGGGACAGCAGGUAGAAGUCAUGCUCAUGCCGCAAGCAGCGCUGCAGCAGCACGAGCCCCAGCCACAGCAAGUGCCACCUGGACCGCAGGCAGACGUCAAGCUCGUCCCACAGCCACAGCUGAACCACGCCCAACCGCAACCGGCUGUUCAGCCGCAAGAGCCCCUACCAAGAAAUCCAUCCGAGCAGGCUGAAGUCAGGGCCCUCGCGCCGCCAAUGCAACAUGUGCCAACCGGGCAGGCAGAGUUCAGACCUAUGCAGCCUAACCCCCACGAGGCCCAGCCACAGAUGCCUGGUCCACAGGCCCAGCAGCUCCUCCCGCAAUCCUCUCGUUUCGUGCAAGAUUCGAGCCAGGCCACGAUUCUCUACCCCUCACCGGCCUCCGGCUUCAGGCCGGAGACCCAGAGGCAGGUUGCGGCCGCUCCGGCGGUUCUGGGGCAGUCGAGCCUGGAAGCUCCGAGCGAGUCCGAAAAGCAAGCGCCACAGACCGUGGAGAUGUCCGAUGGGACACCAGUUGCCCCAGCAGCACAAGCGGUCAUGGGAGGAAGCUGUGCUACCAACGUUGCCAGCGCGAACGGCUCAAGAGGGCCAGAUCGAAUGCUGAACAAGCUCUUGGCACAGCCCUGUUCGACACGACUGCAAACACUCCAGCGAACAGGUUACGUCUCUCCGCUUCCUCCAGGGCCACAGGUGACCCUCGCCCAUCCAACGUAUCCAGAAGCCGGGCAGUUGGUGGCUGCUCCACCAGAUGCAGGCAACUUGCCAGAAUCCGUCGCCUUGCCUCUGCAGUUCGAGGCCGUGGAGGAGUACCCGGGCUUCCAGGUGCCGAUGGCACCGAGGGCUGCGCAGGCUCCCAUGUGUGGUUCCGCCUCGGUCCCUACUGCCCCGUGGGUCUUUGCACGGCCUCAGACAGACGUCCUCUCGAGGUCGGCGGCCCAACUUCCAGUUCAGGCACCGCCCCAAAGGCAGGGCGUACCUCCGCCGCCAAGUCGAAGCGACAGUGCUCCAGUUGUAGGCCUCUGUGAACCCAUCACCUUGGCAGCAGCCGAGCCGAGAGCGUCUGCAGAGCCAGUGGCAAUUGCGGUGGCCGCUGACAAUGACGCCCUCAGUGGCUUCGCUGACCCUGCUGAGGUGGGGAAGCCAGUCCGCGAUUGGACAGAGGACGAUGUGGCGCAGUGGCUGAUGAAGCUCUCGACUGUACCAGCAGACAUCCUGGAUGUGGUUCACUUGCAUGCCAUUUCUGGGGCUGUGCUGCUCUCCAUGACAGAGGAGGAUUUGGAAGGCCUCCGCAUCGAGAAGUUCGGUCACCGCAGGCUAAUUGUGAAAUUGCUCAGCCAGCAUGGUCUCACGAAACUGGUAGCAAGAAGUGAUGUGCGCAAGAUACCUCUCCUUAGGACUUAG
Molecule: messenger RNA, 2376 nt
Organism: Symbiodinium necroappetens
Lineage: Eukaryota; Dinophyceae; Suessiales; Symbiodiniaceae
Source: the annotation of a GenBank genome assembly